Daldinia vernicosa is the source of this 1370-nucleotide messenger RNA. RefSeq lists its product as uncharacterized. NCBI's taxonomy places the organism in Eukaryota, Fungi, Ascomycota, Sordariomycetes, Xylariales, Hypoxylaceae. Bases 91 to 1311 code for a protein of 406 amino acids. The record is from RefSeq and is a predicted model, not a curated record. The transcript has a single exon.
CCGCGAAGUCACCAACUCACCUUUGGAGUCUCUCGGAACUUUAUACUACCAUCAUCACUACUCCUUUUUCCAAAUACAUGCCUCCGAAGCAUGCAAGAGGGACUACAGCAAAAGCAGACACCUAACCGUCGCCGUCAGGGCGGUCGGAGUCGCAACACCCCCAAACAGACGACCUAUGCUUCUGAGAACGAUGUUCCCAGAUACAAAUCCGGCCAUGAUGGCAACCCUACCACACCCGUCUCAGAAGCAGUCGAGGUGUUGCGUGCCAGUUCGACAAGUCAAAAACAGCGCAGCAAAAAGAAGAAGAAGAACAACAACAACAACAACAAACAGCCCAACGCGAACGAUGGAGCUGUUUCGCCGGGCCGAAACAACCCAGACCCUUCGAGUCCCCCGGCUCCUAUAUUCGCAGGCUCCACAUUUCAUGCCUCGCCUGCGCCGUCAGCACUGCCAAUUCCGAGCUUCCUCAAUAAAUCGGAGCCCGAUUCCCCGGGGAUAAAAGCUGCUUCGAGCCCAGAACAAGAGCUUUCUUGCACGACAUCCGACUCGGACGAGGCCAGCUCUCCUAGUCCGAUCACGCGGGCCACCGAGUCGCCCUUGGAGCUCUUCUUCCGUGCUGACCGAGCCGAGAGAGAGAAGGCCGGAGGACGCCGCGCUAGUUCUUUUCACGCUGCUGCGAUCAAUAUGGGUUCGCCCUCACCAUCUCACCAAUCUCCAAAAGGAUUUUAUACAUACCCCCCCUUAGGAGCGACACCCAACCAGACGCGCCGCCCUCAUUAUCAAAAGCGUGCUACCGUCUUGGGCAUUUCCGCGGAUGAGCUGGACGGAAAUCCUGGUGAACCAGUCGGGCCAGCCUUUUCCACCCCCUACCAGGAGCGCAUGCGAGCUGCUCGAUCAAGCCAAUCCUCCGCACGGUCUACCAACAAAGUACUUCAGAGCCAGGACGUUAAUCAUUACGAUGAUCUCAAGCGUUAUCUCUUUACGGGUCGGCUAGAUGGUAACGAGGAAUCCUCACGACAACUUUCCGGCCCACCAAGUCAAAUUGAUCAGAAUCAUUCUCCGCAACACCACAAGCCAUCUAAACAAAUACGGCCUUCUCAGGGUCAAUCUCCACAAUCCCCACCACGUCAUUUACCUCGCGGCAUGUUUCCCAUGUCGGUUCUGACGGCUAGCGCGCAAAACGGGCAAACCACAGCUCCGCCUGUAGAUGCGCAACUCACGUCCUACCGCCCCGAUGAAGUUACUUCGAUGGAAGAUGAAUUACGUCGGAUACUCAAACUUAAUUCGAGCCAUGCCCUAUCGUUACAUUAACCGACUUUACUUUCCUCUGUAAGCUAGUAAGCUGAGACUCUCAAACCGGUGUUAUAGGC